AUGGAUCCAUCCUCAUCUAUUUUUAACAAUUGCGACAUAGAGGCUGCAAAAAGAAGGAUAAAAUGUGACUCAAUUUUAUUUUUAGUAUGCUUUUUUAUUCCAUGGACUCUAGUAUGACUAAUUGCAAACGACGAACUUGCCUUGUAUUUCAUUUUCUGGCUAUCCACAAUUUUCUCUCCUUAUGCAUUAACAGCUAUUUUCGGGUUUUGUACUUCCCAAAAUGAAAAUUCCUAUGCAAAUUGUUACUCUUCUAUGCUGAAAUGUACAUUUAUCUAUUCCUUAUUGAGCAUAGGAAUUUCAGGAAUAGCUUCUCUAUGGGUUUUAUACAUAAUUCUGACUUUUCAGUGUGACUCAUCACGAUCUGAAACAUGCGGACUAGAUAAAGCUAUAGCAAUUUUAGUUUUUAUUAUAGCCUUUUUAUAUUUUAUUUUAUCAAUUUCAGCUUUUACUUUAUGGUGAUUUUCAAAUAAGCAUAUAAAUUAUUUGAAAGAUUUGAUAUCGAGAAGAGUCCAGAAUUUUCAAAAUCCAGUUUUUGCAGGAACCUAUACGACUAAUGCUCAAUUUAUGCCUGUUCCUGGAAUACCAAUUGGGAGAAAUCCAGGGUCUUAUUUUCAAUAUAAUCCUGCUAAUUAUUAG
Molecule: messenger RNA, 636 nt
Organism: Blepharisma stoltei
Lineage: Eukaryota; Ciliophora; Heterotrichea; Heterotrichida; Blepharismidae
Source: the annotation of a GenBank genome assembly